This is a messenger RNA of Nothoprocta perdicaria, 726 nucleotides long. RefSeq names its product factor VIII intron 22 protein-like. NCBI's taxonomy places the organism in Eukaryota, Metazoa, Chordata, Aves, Tinamiformes, Tinamidae. The record is from RefSeq and is a predicted model, not a curated record. The transcript is spliced from 2 exons. Gene Ontology annotation, cellular component: early endosome. Gene Ontology annotation, biological process: vesicle cytoskeletal trafficking. The coding region runs from base 1 to 726 and encodes 241 amino acids.
AUGGUUCUGUGCGGCGCCCAUUGGCUGCGCCGCGGAUCCGCCCGCUCCCAUUGGCCGCGCCGCGGAGCCGCCGCGCCGGGUCAGCUCGGGCCGUUCCGGGCCGGGUCGGGCGGCGGCUCCAGCUCGGCGGCCGGGCCGGGCCCUGGCGGCAGCGGCGGCGGCAGCAGCAGCAGCGGCGGCGACGGGGACUUCCUGUCGCGGUACCGGCUGGUGUCGGCCAAGCUGCGGCGGCGCUUCCUGCGCAAGCCCAACGUGGCGGAGGCGGCGGAGCAGUUCGCGGCGCUGGCGCGGGAGCUGCGCGCCCAGGAGAGCCUGCCCUACGCGGCCUGGUGCCAGCUGGCCGUGGCGCGCUGCGCGCAGAGCCUCUUCCACGGGCCGGCCGAGGCGGCGGCGCUGGCCGAGGCGGCGCGGCUCUUCGUGCGGCAGGAGCGCGACGCGUGGCAGCGGCUGGCGCUGCGCGGCGGCUUCGGCGAGCACGCGGCGGCGGCGCAGAGCUGCGGCGCCUUCGCCGCGCGCCUGCACCUGGAGCGCAGAGCCUCCAUGGAGCCUUCGAGAAGCCUCCAGCUGUGUCCUCUGCCCUCGCUCGGCCUCAGCCCUUGCCGUUGCGGCGUGAACCCGUCACAGUUGUGGUGCAUCCUGGAGCAAGCGGCAGCUCUGGGAAGCUGGGCUGAUUUCUGGGAUAUCCCGCGUAUCUUCGAGGGCAGCUUCCCGCGCUUCCUGCAUUAA